Messenger RNA from Uncinocarpus reesii 1704, 1524 nucleotides. RefSeq lists its product as uncharacterized. The record is from RefSeq and is a predicted model, not a curated record. The transcript has 2 exons. NCBI's taxonomy places the organism in Eukaryota, Fungi, Ascomycota, Eurotiomycetes, Onygenales, Onygenaceae. The coding region runs from base 1 to 1524 and encodes 507 amino acids.
AUGGCGUUCCGACCCGAGGGCGUCGCUGGAUCAUUUCGCAUCGUUGGUCGAUCUGGUGUGCCCCCCAUGAUUGCUGUUCUUUUGCCAAAUGGACAGGUUGCUUUUGCGGAUAAGGUUGAGAACUAUACAGAAUUGACAUUAGAUAACGGAAGAUAUGCGUAUUCUGCCGAUGGCGGAACAUUUUUGAGCGAUGGGCAGGUACUCUCAGUCGGAGGAAAUGGCCCGUUAAAAUGGAUGGACCCUACCGUUGACGACGGCUUCAAGGGAAUUCGUUAUUUGAAACGACAGUUUGAUGAUGACAGGUUCGACGGAGGAUCGUGGGUGGAGCCGGGUCACUUAUUGUCGACGAGCAGAUGGUACCCGAGUGUGCAAACCCUUGCUGAUGGCACGGUGUUUGUCGUCUCCGGCAGUUUAAAUGGAGACGAUCCGAGUAUCAUUCAAAACAAUAACCCAACAUAUGAACUCCUUGACAAGUACGGGCUUCCCUACGGAGUCAGCCACGAACUUCCAAUCCUCGAAAGGAACCAGCCGUAUUAUAUGUACCCGUUCCUCCAUCUUUUGAACGACGGCACCCUUUUCAUUUUUGUUUCUAGGUCGGCAGAAAUUUUUGACGUUGAUAAUGGGAUUACAGUCAAAUCUUUGCCAGAUCUACCUGGUGACUAUCGAACCUACCCUAAUACAGGAGGAAGUGUGCUUUUGCCCCUCCAUAGCUCAAACAAGUGGGAGCCAAAAAUCAUGAUUUGUGGCGGCGGUGCGUUCCAAGACCUCCGCAGCCCUAGUGACCCGACGUGUGGGUUUAUCCGGCCUCUAUCCAAGCAUGCUAGGUGGGAAAUAGAAGCCAUGCCGGGCGGAAGAAUCAUGGGUGAAGGGAUACUACUACCUGACGGAACAGUCCUCUGGAUUAAUGGCUGCAGCACCGGUGCUCAGGGAUAUGGAGUAGCAGAGAGCCCUAUCCACGAACCAUGGAUUUACCGUCCCCAUGGGCCUCGGAGAAGUAGGUGGGCCGUUGGAGGCACUAGCAAAGUACCGCGAAUGUAUCACUCUGUGGCACUCUUGUUGCUUGACGGCACUGUGCUGGUUGCAGGGUCCAAUCCUGUCGAGCAACCUGUUCUAGUUGCGAACCCGACUGAUCCAAGAUAUGCGUUUCCCACCGAGUUUCGGGUCGAAAUCUAUACGCCUCACUACCUUAUGAAUGGCAAAGCAAACAAGAGGCCGCGGAAUGUCUUGAUUUCAACAAACUAUCUUGAGGCUGAUGGCAGUCGAUUCCGUAUUAGCUUCCAUAGCACUCAACGUGCCCGAAAAGUGAAAGUUGUGCUUUACCACGGAGGGUUCGUUACUCACAGCGUUCACAUGGGACAUAGGAUGAUCAUACUAGACCAUCAAGGAUGGAAGCCUCGGAGAAGGAGGCAAAAGCUCUCGGUUACGAUGCCACCGAACAAUAAUAUUGCGCCUCCAGGGCCUUAUGUGAUAUACGUAGUGGUCGAUGGCAUACCAAGCGAAGGACAGUUUGUUAUGGUGGAAUGA